AUGAUUUAAAAUGAGAAAAAUGAUUUCAAGAUCGAGAUACUUAUUAAUGAAUUUAAAUUAUGUAAAGCUUCCAUUAAUAAUUUCCAUUAACUUAUAAGUUUGAUCAAACUCUAAGGUUCAAUCAAUCAAUAAUUUUUCUAAGGCUUAUAAGUGGUGAUAUAUUUUAAUAAUGCAUUGUGUAGAGAGAAUCACAAAAUUAAAAUUCUGAUAUUGUCUUAAAAUAUAGAUAAAAUAAAAAAUUUGAUGAAGCAUUCAAAAAAUUCUAUUAUAUCAAUAGAUAUUUCAACUUAGAAAAACCUGUAAUUUCAAAUCUUGCGUGUUAUGUGGGAUUGCAAAAGAUAAGUAACUUUGUGUGUAUGUAAGAAAGGAUAAAAUGAAGUUAAUGGAUAAUGUUUAGAUCUCUUCAAUUAAAUAUUAUCUAUAUUCUAAAGAAAAGAAUUUACUCUAGUAUCGUCUCAACUAACUUAUUUUCCAUCAUUCAGUAAAAUUUGCAAAUUAUAUAUUAUAAAUAAUUGUUUACAUUGUUUUGUAUAUAUUGGAGAUUCCUAAAGUAAUUCUCUUGAUAAUUUAGAUAAAAGUUUUUAUUAUGAAGAGAAUUCGGUAAAAUUAGUGUCUUUAAUGUUAAGAUGGUUUUAUAUUUCAUUGUUAUUUGGUAAAAUGUAUAAAGUAGACUCUAAAUAUAUAAAACUGUUUAACUUCGUAUGUAUGAGAAUUUAAAGAUCUAUGUAUUGUAUAAACUUUAGAGAAGUUUCAAGUUUCUCGAAAAAUUAACAAAUGUGA
Paramecium primaurelia is the source of this 780-nucleotide messenger RNA. The record is from the annotation of a GenBank genome assembly. Lineage: Eukaryota; Ciliophora; Oligohymenophorea; Peniculida; Parameciidae.